Molecule: messenger RNA, 1468 nt
Organism: Rhodamnia argentea
Lineage: Eukaryota; Viridiplantae; Streptophyta; Magnoliopsida; Myrtales; Myrtaceae
Product: GDSL esterase/lipase At1g74460-like
Exons: 5
Coding region: 232-1335 (367 amino acids)
Molecular function (GO): hydrolase activity, acting on ester bonds
Source: RefSeq, a predicted model, not a curated record
GUUGAGACACAGUUGCAACCAAAAUGCUCAAAGCAGUUGCAGUAGGUUCCAGUCCCUAACGGUUGGUUGAUCAGACUAAUCUACUACGACUUUCCCGACUCGUUGUCCCUCAGGACUCUUUUAACUGUCUUUCUAUAAUUGUCUCUGCAAUCCCUGUGCUUUUCAAGAAGAGCACCAAAAAGAUCUUCACUUUUUAGUUAAGUUGGAGGGUCGGAGGUAGAGUUUCCGACCAUGAAAUUCGCGUUGGUGGCGACGUUACUGGCCUUGACGGCUCUAGGGAUCGCCAUAGGUGGAUGCCAGUGCGAGAUUGUGCAGUUCAUAUUCGGCGACUCCCUGUCGGAUGUCGGUAACAAUUACUACCUCUCCAAGGGACUUGCCAAGGCCAACAACCCGUGGUACGGCAUCGAUUUCGGCAACGGGUUGCCCAACGGGAGGUUCUGCAAUGGGCGCACCAUCGCUGAUAUAAUCGGUGAUAAGAUGGGUCUUCCGAGGCCUCCCGCGUUCCUCGACCCGUCCUUAACCGAGGACAUGAUAAUGCAAAAUGGAGUCAAUUAUGCCUCUGGAGGUGGUGGAAUCUUGAAUGAGACGGGGACUUACUUCAUUCAAAGGUUUUCACUUUACAAGCAAAUCGAGCUGUUCCAAGGAACCAAAGAGCUGAUCAGAGAAAAGAUAGGUGACAACGAAACAGAGAAUUUCCUUCAGAAAUCUCUCUAUGUGGUUGCUCUAGGAAGCAACGACUUCAUCAACAAUUACUUGAUGCCCGUUUACAGCGACUCGUGGACGUAUGACGCUGACGGUUUUGUCAAGUAUCUAACUGAUACUCUCAGAGCACAACUCACGAUACUACAUAGCUUAGGUGCGCGGCAGUUGAUGGUGUUUGGGCUCGGGCCGAUGGGCUGCAUCCCUCUGCAGAGGGUGCUAAGCACAUCAGGAGGGUGUCAAGAGAAAACCAACAAACUAGCACUCAGUUUCAAUCAAGCUACGAGCAAAAUGUUAGAGGAUUUGUCCAGCAAGCUCCCGAAUGCAAGUUUCAGAUUCGGCGACGCUUAUGAUGUUAUCAAUGACCUUAUAAGCAACCCCGUCAAAUACGGAUUCAACAAUUCCGACUCUCCCUGCUGCUCUUGGGGGAAAAUUAGGCCUGCUCUGACAUGUAUUCCGUUGUCGAAAUUGUGCAAAGACAGAAGCAAGUACGUGUUUUGGGAUGAGUACCAUCCCACAGACAGUGCUAAUGAGUUAGUAGCCAAUGAAAUCAUUAGAAAGAUGGGAUUGUCGCGAUCUGGCUCGUCGGAUGCUCCAUCUGCUGCACCUGAUGCAGCUCCUUCGCCACAGGGAUAAUGCUUUGUCCGAGAUCCAAUCAUUACGAUUGCUGAAUAUUGUGAUGGAAUGCGAAUAUCUGUAUGAAUAUAGGCUUCUUCAUUAAUUUAACAUACUUCUACAAUGCGAGCCGUUCUUAUAAGUUCAUCAGCCA